Molecule: messenger RNA, 711 nt
Organism: Chenopodium quinoa (quinoa)
Lineage: Eukaryota; Viridiplantae; Streptophyta; Magnoliopsida; Caryophyllales; Amaranthaceae
Product: protein FAR1-RELATED SEQUENCE 5-like
Exons: 1
Coding region: 1-711 (236 amino acids)
Biological process (GO): regulation of DNA-templated transcription
Molecular function (GO): zinc ion binding
Source: RefSeq, a predicted model, not a curated record
AUGAGGAAGGUACCUGAAAAGGUUGGAACUCAGUUUUGUAAUGAAACUGAGUUCUUGAAAAAGCUAAGUGUAGUAGUUUGGGAUAGAGAAAUUGAUCCCAAUGUAUUUGUUGAUGGAUGGAAUAGUGUUAUGGAGGAAUUUGACCUUGUAGAUCAUGAGUGGUUUGCAUACAUGUUCAAGAUUAGGCAUCUUUGGAUCCCUACAUAUUUCAGGGACUUGUUCAUGGGUGGGUUACUGCAUUCUACUUCUAGGUCUGAAGGUGAAAACAGUUUCUUUUGUAAUUUGAUAAAUCCCCAUUUGAUCUGUGUUGAAUUCUUUGUCCUUUAUGAAACUGCUCUUGAUGCUCAAAGGCAUGAACAGGAUGAGUUGAACAGGCUUAAUAAUUCUGAGCCUCAAUUGGUUACUCAUUUACACUUGGAAAAGUAUGUUGCUGUUGUUUACAGUAGUGCCAUCUUUUAUGAUUUUCAAGAAGAAUGCCAAGCAGCCUGUUUCUCAUGUGGUGUUGAAAGUUGUAGUUCUCUAUAUGGAGAUGGUGUGGAGUUUUCUGUAAUUGUUGAUCAUGAGAAAAGGAAAAACUUUGAUGUAAAUUUUGACUUGCCCACAUAUGAGUGCAGUUGUACUUGUAAAAUGUUUGAGAGUCAAGGCAUCUUAUGUAGACACAUUCUGUUUAUUAUGAAAGGCAAGUCUAUACAUGAAAUUCUUGAUCUUUAA